GGCGGCCCUGGGGAGCGGGCUCGCCUCGCCCAGCCCCGUCCCCCCGCUUCGGGGCCCCGCGGAGGGGGACGGGGUCGCCGCCGGCCGCACCGCCGCGGCCUCCUCGAGGGGGGAGCGGGGCACUAGGCCGGUCGCCAGGGCUGUCGGGGCGGGAGCCCUCUGCGCCUGGGCUGUGGGCAGGCGUGCUGGCGUUAGAAAUGCGUGUGAAGGAAGUGUGUUUUAAAUGAAAGGCUUCAGAGAGAGGCGUCUGGCUCCCCGCGCUGCGCCUUCCCCAGGGGUCUGGUUACGUUUUUAGGAAGUUUCCGUUCCCCUAAGGUUUCUUUUUGCUGUUUGAGGGACUGUUGAGGGAAAUGAGACUGAAUUAGUCAACAACAGCUUCUUGUGCUGGGUUUCCCGUUGGCGCAUUAAAGGAAGCCUUGCUUCGGGGUUUGGGCAGCAGCGGUCUGUUUUUAGGCCUGUGAGACUGGAGCUUUUAGUAACACGAGGAGCAAAAACACGGAGGCCCCCGUUCAGGAGCGAUGCCAAUGCCGGACGCCUCCAAGACUGGCAGAGUCAAGGUGCCCGCAGCCACCAAAGCGCUGAACCCUCGAGACUUUGUGCGCAUCCAGUCUUUGCCUGUUCUCGAUCAGAAGGAAGGGAAGGUCUUAGCUAGAACCCAAACGGUUUAUAAAAGCAGUGAACCUCCCAGGGAGCAGGCGUUCUGGGACAACUACCAUAGGAGGCAAAAGCAGCUCGCUCAGGGGCACUUUACCACCAGCGGGAAGCCGUAUCAGGAGCUCGGAGAGAUUCUCUACACAGACCCAAAGAAACUCACCCUCCACUCCCUGGGACAGCUCGCGCAGGAACCAGUGAAAAAAGAUGUGAAAGAAGGACCACCAAAAGAAGUGGAUACAGUUACUACUGAAAAGUACUUUUUGAAUCCAAAGUCUCAUCCACGCGAAUCAGUGAAGACGCUCACCCCACUUAGACAGACAAGAAAGGAACUGAGGACUGUUAGUAAAGCUCUUGCUCACUCAAGGCGUCAUAUCACUGCUGUGAAGCAAGGUAGAGGAUAUUUUCAUAUACUUCACCAAGAAUCACUGGAGAGGAAGAAUGCGUGGAGAGCAGCACAACAGGCUCAGGACAUGAGAUGGAGAACUACAUGCCAGCCACCUGGAUAUUCAUCUGAUGAGGAGGAGUCUGAGGAAGAGAUAAACAUUUGCUCUCUGACAGAAGGCCACUGCCUGAGGAAGGCAGGGAUAAAGAGGAAAAGAAAGAAGAUGACUUUACGGUCUUUCACUCCUGUUUAUACCAGCGUCUUGAUUCCAAACCCCACUGGAGCAAAAAGUGAACAUCUUUUCCGACAGCUGUGUGCCAUACACUGGCUUUUGGAAGCUUUGACUCUCGAAUCCAGCAGCUCUAUGCAUUCCAUAUUAACCUGCUGGAAUCCAACCGACCCUGGUGGCACUAAAAAAACAUUAGAAGAAAUUGAAGAGGAAAAGUUAACAACAUACAUGUGGGAGCUCUUUAUUACAGACACAAAGAAAUUCACCCAGAAAGCACGACACAGUCCACUUAGGAAGAUAAACAAGACAAUAUCUACUCCAGGCAUCUCUCAGCUUAGUAGUCAGUCAUCUCCCCAUACUCAAACUCCUCAUGGCAGCACACCUUCCCUUGUCUUCUGCUCUGAAGACAAUGUCAACGUGAAUAUAGCUUCAUCUGAUGUUACGAGUGAAUCAGCACAGACUAAAGAAGAAGAAGAAGCUCUUUGCCCCUCCCUGCAGAAAUUAAUCCAGAUAACACAUGAAGAGGUGUCAAAAGAUUUCUAUAAAGAAGAAGAUAUGGUUAAGAAGACUGAACUGCAAUGUUUGCUAUCAAUGGCUCAGAAGGAUGACAGAGUAAACAUGGCAGUCAUUAAGGAGCAAGAGAGUGUAACGUCAGGAGAGCAGAAGCCCAGACGUUCACUCGCUGUGACUGAAAGGAAAGAUGGAACAACCACAGCAACCACUAAAGAGCAGGAGAGUCUAAAGCAGAUGAAAAGAGCCAACGGCUGCCGUAUCAGCUCUUUUAUUAAAAGCAAAUCUAAUUUGUGUGCUGAUAUGAGGCAAAAGUUCACAGCAGUACGUGAGGAAGCAGCUUCUUGUUUACAUGACACCCUAGAGAGCCUUGAAAGGAGGCAGGAAGAGAGAUGCUGUCAAAAAUACCAGGCUUUGAAGCAUAUCAAGUAUUUUAAGAGAGACCUAGAAAGAAUGAGACAAUUGGGCAUGAGAGCUGAAAGAGAACAUGGUGAAGAUGAACUCAAAUGGUUUCCUGUAUUGCUGGCCAGACUCCCAGAGUCUGUGAAGAAUGACCGUUAUGUACAGAAAAUCUUAAAGAAACUGGAAAAAUUUGGCAAGAACCCUGACUUGAGAAUUUGCCCUGACAUAUUUCUUAAGGCUCUGGCUGAUCUCCAAGUGUGGGAGCUGUGUUCUCCAGAAAUUGCUGCAGCUGUGGAGUUCUAGAAGCAAUUUGCAGAAGAGGAAAGCUAGAAGAAAGAGGGAAGAAGGAAGGGAAGAGAAGAGAAUACAUUUAGAAUGUAUACUACUGUGUAGUCUAACCAGGUAACUUAACUUAAAAACUGGCAAUGAUGCCACCUUGUGUUUUUUGUUCUCCUCACAGUUCUUUCCUCUCAGCUACAUGACCAACAGGCAGCAGGUUACAAUGUCUCAGCAUCUUGCAUAUUUUGGGUGUAUCAUGCCUUACAGCCUUAGUGCUCAAGGUGUAGAGAUCAGACUACUUGCAUUUUCUUGAUGUCUGCCCUGAUUUGCAUAGUCAUUAACCAGUGAGGGAGCCUUACCUUAAUGUUCAGUAUAUAAAUCUCUGUUGCUUGCUAUUCCUUUAAAUGUGUUUGUCUUUGCUGUUUCCAUUUUGUUUCUUUUGCUUUUUGUUCCUUUGUAUUAGUGCAAUAGUAACAGUUAAAAAGAUCUGAGCAUUGUUGAAUCUCCUAUCUGCUUAUUUACAUGUCUUUCAAAAAGAACCACAGAGGAAGGAGGGCUUUCGUGUUCCUUCUGACUGGAACAGAUGAAGGAAAUUGUAGCAUUUUAGGAGCAAGAAGAGCAUCACUGAAUAUGAACUGGUUGAUACUGACAAAAGACAGACAUAGGUUCCAAAUGAAGCUUUUAUUCAACUUCAGGUUGCUUUCCUGUGUUUAGUUCAAUGGUAGGUAGAAGACAGAUGCAAAACAGACUUAAAACAGACUAGACUUUGAAGGGUUUGGGGUAUAAUUUACAGUGCAGAUUGUAGAGUUUUGCUUUUAAUUUAUUUUAGAGCAAAUCCAGUAGUUUUGAGAGUUGUGUUGAAAAAUGUUCUCCUAUUUUCAUCUUUAUUUUGGUGAUAUAAAACACUAUACUGUUUGCAGAGGCUGCUAUGGUUGUUCCAUUGUCACCGUGCUCAGAUUGUCCCACAGCACAUCUGGUUGAUGUUAUCUCUCUCUCCUACACAUAAGUAAAAUGCUCAGGAAAACACCUUUUUCUGUUUCAGUUUGUACGUGAAAGUAUUGUGCAGAUGCCGGAAGAGGAUUUCAGCGAGUGGUUUCAGACAAGAGUAACCCCUCUCAGUGCACAGUCC
Messenger RNA from Dromaius novaehollandiae (emu), 3585 nucleotides. It is a transcript of the gene CCDC60, whose product is annotated as coiled-coil domain containing 60. NCBI's taxonomy places the organism in Eukaryota, Metazoa, Chordata, Aves, Casuariiformes, Dromaiidae. The record is from RefSeq and is a predicted model, not a curated record. The transcript is spliced from 15 exons. The coding region runs from base 519 to 2480 and encodes 653 amino acids.